Anoplopoma fimbria (sablefish) is the source of this 3240-nucleotide messenger RNA. It is a transcript of the gene gucy2cb, whose product is annotated as guanylate cyclase 2Cb. Gene Ontology annotation, biological process: cGMP biosynthetic process; receptor guanylyl cyclase signaling pathway; protein phosphorylation. The record is from RefSeq and is a predicted model, not a curated record. Lineage: Eukaryota; Metazoa; Chordata; Actinopteri; Perciformes; Anoplopomatidae. Bases 1 to 3216 code for a protein of 1071 amino acids. The transcript is spliced from 27 exons. Gene Ontology annotation, cellular component: membrane. Gene Ontology annotation, molecular function: ATP binding; peptide receptor activity; guanylate cyclase activity.
AUGGGAACAGGGUGGUGGUGGUUGUGUGUCUUGGGAAUUGUUGCUGCUCCGUGUUGGGGCAUUAAACAGUGUAUGGAUGGGAUCAUGAUCAAUGUGAUCCUGUUGGAAGAUGAAGAGUCUCCCUGGAGCCUGAGGUUUGUGAAGGACGAAAUAGAAAAGGCCAUUGAGACAGAUUCAACCAUUAAUGCGGAAGAAGGGGUAGGGUUUAAUCUCACGGCUCAAUUUGGCGGGUUCAGACCGACCUUUUAUCGACAUAGAGGCUGCCAAAGCAGUGCGUGUGAGGCACUGGACGAACUAAAGAGCCUGAUAAGUGAAGGUACCCUGGGAUGUGCAGUGCUUGGUCCCACCUGCACCUACGCUACUUUCCAUAUGGUCGAUGUGGAAAAAGGUCUGAAGCUCAACUCCCCUAUCGUCUCGGCGGGAAGCUUCGGCCUCUCCUGCGACUAUACGGUCAACCUGCAGCGCCUCCUGCCGCCGGCACGCAAGAUCUCUGACUUUUUCAUAAACUUCUGGGCAUUCGACAACAAGAUCAAGCCUGUGUGGGAGACGGCUUAUGUUUACAAGAAACAGAGCAACACUGAGGAUUGCUUUUGGUACAUAAAUGCACUGGAUACAGACUCGAGCGGGUUCAAUCAAAAAAUUCAGAGAACCUCGCUGCGCAAACCAGAAGAGCUGAAUACAGUACUGUCACAAAAAAACAGGACAAGCAACCUGUUUAUCAUGUGUGGAUCACCAGUGGAUGUAGAGGAGGUGAAAAAAGGCUCCAAAGUGGCAGACAGCAGCGAUAUUCUUUUUAUCCUUAUUGAUCUUUACAAUGAUCAAUACUACACCAACACAUCGUCAAAGCCAUCCAUGAGGAACGUGUUGGUGCUGACUAUGCCCAAUACCAGAAACUACACUAUCAACACAGACCUGAAGGACAACAACACCAUGAAUGAUUACAUGGCUGCGUACCAUGAUUCAGUGCUGCUGAUAGGCAAGGUGAUGAGGGAAAUUGCUAGAAAACCUCAGUCAGAGAGUCAGGAGACGAAUUACUUCCAUUACUUCAGAAACAUCUCCUUUAAUGGAAUUGCUGGAAACUACAAGCUGGACAAGCAUGGAGACAGAGACGCCAAUUUCUCAGUCAUUUACACCACAAAUGACAACAAGUACCGAAUUUUAUUCAACUUUGACACUGAGCUUAUGAAAACGACAGUGGUUGAGACGGACCCUUCCUUCAUCUGGGGAACGAAACUUCCUAAUUUCAGGCCAGACGAAGUCCUAGCUGUUCAUGACUUCAUUGUCAUUCUGUUGGCUGUCACAGUGGUUGUGGUGGCCACCAUCGCCUUCAUUUUCUACAGACAGAACCGGAAAGUCCGCAAGGUCAAAAAGCGCUGGUCCCACAUCCCUUCUCAUCUCGUCACACUGCUGGAGAACAACCAGCUCAAUGUCAUCUCUCUGAAGAUUGAAGACGAGGGGAAAAUGCAAAUCAAGAUCCGUCGUGCGCUCUACGAUAAGAAGAUUGUGAUUCUGAAGGAGCUGGAGCACUCAGAUGGGGACAUUAACGACACCCGGAUGAUAGAACUUAACGAGCUCAAGCAAAUCGACUAUUACAACCUCACAAAGUUUUAUGGCACAGUGAGGAUUGAUCAGGGUGUGUUUGGAGUGUUUGAGUACGGAGAGAGGGGUUCGCUCAGGUAUGUGCUGAAUGACAAGGUUUCAUACCCAGAGGAGACCUUCAUGGACUGGGAGUUCAAGAUCUCCGUCAUGUAUGACAUCGCCAAGGGCAUGUCCUAUCUCCAUUCCAGUCACAUCCAGGUGCACGGUCGCCUCAAGUCCACCAACUGUGUGGUGGACAACCGCAUGGUGGUGAAGAUCACAAACUUUGGCUGCAACAGCUUUCUCAGCCCCGGCAAAGACUUGUGGACUGCUCCGGAGCAUCUAAGGAGACAGGGCACCUCUCAGAAAGGAGACGUGUACAGCUUCGCCAUCAUCGCUCACGAGAUUGUUCUCAGAAAGUCCACCUUCUACAAAAGGAGCUGCUCCAACCGAGCAGAAAAACUUGCCAAGGUCAUCAUGUCCUACUACAGACCUGAUCUUAAAUUUGAGACAGAGUCAGAGAAUGAAUUAGAGGUGAACACGUUGAUAAAAAGCUGUUGGGAUGAGGAUCCAGAAAAAAGACCAGACUUUAAGAGGGUAGAAAACUGUCUGGGGAAAAUAAUCAGUAAAAUUCAUAACCAGGACAAUGAGAGCUACAUGGAUAACAUGAUAAGAAGACUGCAGAUGUACUCCAGAAACCUGGAGCACCUGGUGGAGGAGAGAACGGUCCUCUACAAAGCUGAGAGGGACCGAGCCGACUGCCUCAACUACAUGCUGCUUCCUGGCCCGGUGGUGAAAAGCCUGAAGGAGACUGGUGUCGUGGAGCCAGAGCUGUACGAGGAAGUGACAAUAUACUUCAGUGACAUCGUCGGUUUCACCACUCUGUGCCAGUACAGCACACCCAUGGAAGUUGUGGACAUGCUCAACGACAUCUACGGGGGCUUUGACAGCAUCGUCGACGACCACGACGUGUACAAGGUGGAGACCAUUGGAGAUGCCUACAUGGUGGCCUCCGGGUUGCCGAAGCGAAAUGGGAACAGGCACGCCGUGGAUAUCUGCCGCAUGGCGCUGGAUAUCUUGGCGUUCAUGGGUACCUUCCAGCUCCGACACUUGCCUGGUAUCCCUGUGUGGAUACGCAUCGGCGUGCACUCAGGUCCCUGUGCAGCAGGUGUCGUGGGUAUAAAGAUGCCCAGAUAUUGUUUAUUUGGAGACACAGUCAACACUGCAUCUCGUAUGGAGUCUACAGGACACCCCCUGCGGAUCCACGUCAGUCAGCCUACUAUAAAUAUCCUGCAGAGGACAGAUUGCAAGUUUGAGUAUGAGACCAGAGGAGAAACGUAUCUGAAGGAUAAAGGCACAGAGACAACCUACUGGUUGACGGGUGAGACGGGCGAAGACUACGACCUCCCAACUCCACCCACAACUGAGAACUUCCAGCGGCUCCAGCAGGACCUCGCCAACAUGAUCCUGACGUGUCUGGAGCGGCGCUCUCGAGGCUCCGUCAGGAGGAAGACGCCGCUCUCGAGUCAGAGCAAGGAGGACGACGAGGACCCGGAAUCAGGGGUGGAGUCUGAUACCGACCAACCUGAGUACCUGCAUCUGGCAACUGUGAAUAACACCCUCAGUACAUUCCUGUAGUACAAACCUACCAGAGUAGGUAGA